Molecule: messenger RNA, 1154 nt
Organism: Panicum hallii
Lineage: Eukaryota; Viridiplantae; Streptophyta; Magnoliopsida; Poales; Poaceae
Product: short-chain dehydrogenase TIC 32, chloroplastic-like
Exons: 8
Coding region: 58-999 (313 amino acids)
Source: RefSeq, a predicted model, not a curated record
AUAGGCGUUUAGUAGCCGCUAGUCCCGUAAUACAGUGCCGUCCGAAUCUGCUGCCUGAUGUGGUGGUUCUACCGCAAAGGGCCCUCGGGCUUCUCCGGCGCCUCCACGGCCGAGGAGGUCACCGCCGGCGUCGACGGCCGAGGCCUGGUCGCCGUCGUCACCGGUGCGUCCAGCGGCAUCGGGCUGGAGACGGCGCGCGUCCUAGCGAUGCGCGGCGUGCACGUCGUCAUGGCCGUGCGCAACGUCUCCGCCGGCGUCGCCGCCAAGGAGGCCAUCGCAGCGAAGAUCCCCGGCGCGAGGAUGGACGUGCUGGAGCUGGACCUCAGCUCCAUAGCGUCAGUGAGGAGAUUCGCCUCCGAGUUCGAGUCUCUGAACCUGACCCUCAACAUUCUCAUCAACAACGCUGGAGUGAUGACAAGGCACUGCAAGCUUUCCUGCGACGGCCUGGAAUUGCAUUUCGCCACUAAUCACAUUGGCCAUUUUCUUCUAACAAACCUCUUACUGGAGAACAUGAAGAGUAGCUGCAGGGACAGUGGUGUUGAGGGGAGGAUCGUCAAUCUGACAUCUUCGGGCCAUUUCAUGACCUAUCCUGAAGGGAUAUGUUUCAAUAAAAUUCAUGAUCCUUCAGGUUUGAACGACUUUAUUGCUUACGGUCAAUCAAAGCUUGCCAACAUUCUUCAUUCUAACAAACUGUCCCGAAUCCUAAAGGAGGAAGGAGUGAAUAUUUCUGCUAAUGCAGUUCAUCCUGGUGUCAUCAGGACGAACCUUUUUAGGAACAGGACUAUUGUCUCUGUUCUCUUGAACACCAUUGGAAGAAUCAUCUCUAGAAGUGUAGAACAGGGUGCCGCAACGACAUGCUAUGUGGCAAUGCAUACUCAAGUCAAGGGCAUAAGUGGGAAAUACUUUGCCAACUGCAAUAUAGGCAGCCCAAGCUCGCAGGCUUCAGAUGCUGAGUUGGCCAAGAAGUUAUGGCAAUUCAGCUUGCAGACAGUGUCUUGAUCAAGUGCUUGUCUGAACUAUAAUAGUGAUGCACAAAUUGUUGUACUUAAUGUUAGCAUAGCUCUUCCGGAUGUAUGUUUCCAGUGUAUGUACUGCUAUCAAUUAAAUUUUCUCAAUCUUGAUUCAAAAUUUGAAAUUUAAACACCAUACUAUCA